Molecule: messenger RNA, 632 nt
Organism: Amphimedon queenslandica
Lineage: Eukaryota; Metazoa; Porifera; Demospongiae; Haplosclerida; Niphatidae
Product: N-alpha-acetyltransferase 50-like
Exons: 6
Coding region: 67-585 (172 amino acids)
Biological process (GO): mitotic sister chromatid cohesion
Cellular component (GO): NatA complex
Molecular function (GO): acyltransferase activity, transferring groups other than amino-acyl groups
Source: RefSeq, a predicted model, not a curated record
AUACUUACAGUUAACCCCCACCCAAAUGCGUGGGCACUGGGCACAGAGCACUGCACAUGAGAAGAGAUGCCUAGGAUUGUAGAUGCUAGAAUGGAGUUAGGAGAUGUCACAGUACACAAUCUUAAGCAACUGAAGAAGUUAAACGCAGUCAUUCUACCAGUAGCCUACUCUGACAAGUUCUACACAGAUGUACUGGAACUAGGAAACUUAGCCAAACUAGCUUAUUACAAUGAUGUGGUUGUGGGUGGAGUUUGCUGUAGAAUAGACCAUGAGGGAGACAAGAGAAAGUUGUACAUAAUGACGCUGGGCUGUCUGGCUGCUUAUAGACGACACGGUGUAGGUACAAUGCUUUUUAAUCAUGUAAUGAAGAUUGCCAAAGAAGACGGAAACAUUGAUUGCAUAUUUCUACAUGUUCAAGUCAGUAAUGACGAGGCUAUUACCUUCUAUAAGAAAUUUGGUUUCGAGAUAGUCGGAAAGAAAGAGAAUUAUUACAAGAGGAUCGACCCACCUGAUGCAUUCAUAUUGCAAAAGGAAAUGAAAACUAGCAAUGGAAGUGAAGAGAGCGAACAAAACACAUCAAAAUAAUCAUUAUUAUUAUUGUUGAAAUUAAAAUAAAUAUAUUAAUAACAGCA